Myotis brandtii (Brandt's bat) is the source of this 995-nucleotide messenger RNA. RefSeq lists its product as uncharacterized. The record is from RefSeq and is a predicted model, not a curated record. The coding region runs from base 254 to 931 and encodes 225 amino acids. Lineage: Eukaryota; Metazoa; Chordata; Mammalia; Chiroptera; Vespertilionidae. The transcript is spliced from 2 exons.
CUCUCACUGAUGUUUCUCUCUCUCUUCCUCUCCCUUUAUCUCUGAAUCAAUAACAAAUAUAUUUUUAAAAAACAAAGUGUGGUCCGUGGACCAGUAGCAGCAGCGCCCAAGUGCUUGUUAGAAAUGCAGAAUUGCAGGCCCCAUCCCAGACUUCCUAAAGCAGAACCUGGAAUUAAAGUUUCCCAGGUGCUUUCUAUGAACAUCAAAAUUUGAAAAGCACUAAGAUUUCUUGAGGAGGACGAGCUUGAAGGCCAUGAUGAAUAUGAGGGAGGAGGGCCGGACGCGGAGAUGGGGCCUGAGGAUUCUCUUGGAGCGCCGGGACAGAGCGGGCAAGGAGCGCAAGGUGGCCUCUGCCGGGCAGCCCCGAACAAGGGGACAAAAUCAACCGCGCAGGGCUCGAGGUCGCCCGAAGAGAGGGCGCUGGUCUGCCGCCGCUGCCACGCACCAUCCCUUCUACCGCGUCCGCCCCAAUCCGCCAGUGCGGGGCUUCUGGCCGGCCACCGGCCGUGCCCGAUUGGGUUCGACGGACCUAGUUCGGCUGCUAAGGCCUGGAGCUUCCCGGGAGCCGGCAGCCAAUCGGGAGGCGGGAGAAAGCUGGUUGCCCGCCUUCUGGGCGCGGCGUCACCGGACUCGCCGCCUCGCAGGCUCCAGGUUAGCUGUAGGUUCCUGCCUCGGCCCCGGCCCGGGCCGGCUCUCCGCCUGCGGCAGGACGCGGAGGACAGCACUCAGUAAGCUCGUAGCGUCGGAAGCGCAGGUGACCCAAGUGAUCCGGACAGCGCCACCCGGCGGGACGCUCCGGCCGCCCAAGGACUUUUGGACUCGAUCGGUUUCCGUCGUUGGGGUGGCCACAGGACCUCAGGGAAUUGUGGACUUUGUAGUUCCGGAUUCUGCGUGGAACCCAGGCUGGAGCCCCAUUUCCGAAGAGGAGUAGAAGCGAAGUUCUAAAUUUAGUACCGGCCGCGGGAGCCGGCGGACCUUUAAACCCUGGAAACUAC